Molecule: messenger RNA, 1530 nt
Organism: Aspergillus tanneri
Lineage: Eukaryota; Fungi; Ascomycota; Eurotiomycetes; Eurotiales; Aspergillaceae
Product: Lysophospholipase 1
Exons: 6
Coding region: 1-1530 (509 amino acids)
Biological process (GO): glycerophospholipid catabolic process
Cellular component (GO): cytosol; intracellular membrane-bounded organelle
Molecular function (GO): A2-type glycerophospholipase activity
Source: RefSeq, a predicted model, not a curated record
AUGUUGCCUACGGCCCUAUGCCUGCCGGACUCCGAUUGGGGUCACGAUUGGGGAUUUAUCUCCACCGGGCACCGUAUCUUCGUUCUUGGUCGUUCCGGACCGCCCAAUGAAGAUCCCUCUUCCUGUCCCUUGCGGCAGCUGGUCUGUCCAGCGCCGCCUCUCUCCCUCUCGAUCCCGCGUGCCCUUCCCAAUGCCCCUGACGGUUACGCCCCGGCCAAUGUCUCCCUGUCCCUGGCCACUCGUCCCAGCAUCCGAUCCGCCGGAGGCAGCAUCUCCAAUAUCCCUAAUAUCGCCAUCGCCGUCUCUGGCGGUGGUUACCGUGCCAUGACCAGCGGCGCCGGUGCCCUCAAGGCCUUCGACAGUCGCACCGACAAUUCCACCGCCAAGGGCCAGCUGGGCGACCUGCUGCGAUCGGCUACCUGCGUCUCCGGCCUCAGCGGUGGCGGUUGGCUGCUGGGUUCCAUCGUGGUUAACAACUUCGCCACCGUGAGCGCCCUACAGGCGGACAGAAGAUCCCUCAGCACCGCCAGCUACUGGAAACAUCUCAUCAAAGCGGUGGACGCUAAGGAAGAAGCCAGCUACAACACCUCCAUCACUGACUACUGGGGUCGUGCCCUCUCCCACCAGUUCAUCAGCUCCACCACCGACGACGGUGGCAUCGGUCAUCGGCACCAACUCCACCGUCUGCGAGUUCAAGCCCCUGGAGAUUCGGCCUGGGAUCCCUCCGUCUACCACGGCUUUUUGCGCCACUGGAAUUCCUCGGCUCUCGAUUCGAGGACGGCAGAGUUAGCUGACGACGAAGUGCGUGCAGGCUUCACGGCGCGCCGGCUUCGUCAUGGGCACCUCCUCGUCACUGUUCAGCCAGGGUCUCCUGCGUCUCCAGCAAGACCGAUGCCCCCGACCGUCAAGGACACCAUGUACCAAACUGCCAGAGCAUGGACCAAAAACGGUAGGGAUAUCGCCGUCUACUCCCCCAACCCGUUCUACCCGCUACCGCAACGCCACCCCAUCUACGCCCAGCAGCGCGAUCUCGAUGUUGUCGACGGCGGCGGGCAGUCCAGAACAUCCCUCUCUGCAUCCAGUGAUCCAGCCCGGUCGCCAUGUCGACGUCGUUUUCGCUGUCGAUUCCAUCGCGGACACCAGCGGCUGGCGACGGCGAUUCACUCGUCCAUUCACCACGAACGUAGUCUCAGCUCCACCGGUAUCGUAUCGCCAUCGCCCCCCAUACAUGCCACUCCGCCUCCACCUCAAGAUGCAGGUACUCCGACUCGAGCGCGACGAUAUCAUCUGAAUGGCUAUAACGUCGUCACUCGCGGCCAAUUCCUCCUGGGCGGCCGUAAUCGUGUGUCGGCUGCGCGAUCAUCUCUCGCUCCGCGAGAACGAACCGGUACCACCCUGCCUAAGGCCUGCCAGACUUGUUUCAAAAACUACUGCUGGAACGGCACCGUCGAUAGUCAGAACCGAAGAAUUAGUGAACCGGAGUUGCAGAUGGAGGAGGCUGCGUCUUCUGCACUACCCGCGGGCAUCUGA